AUGCCGCAAGAUAGUCCUUCCGCUGAUACGCAGACGGGUCCGACAAAACUAGAGAAUUGCACGGAUAUGAACAUAACCGGUGGAAGCCAUAGCAUGCCCAUAAAUAAGAUCGGGAUCGCAGAGAGAUUGUGGCAGCAAUCGGAUUCCAACUUGACCAAGAAACCCUGUUCCCUCUUGUCCCACCCUUCAGACGAGCUUGCGCUACAACAACCGAACACGAACAUGACCGGCUCCAGCAUCUUAACCCGGCUCUCGGCCCUUGAUACCAAUGCAGUCUCCGAUGCCCUGGACUUUCUUCAGCUUAAAGGAGCCACCUAUGGCCUCCGGCCUCUCUGGGACUGCCCGAAGAUUGUCGGCCGCGCCAAUACAGUGGAAGUCGGCCCCAAGACGGGCACUGCGGCGACCGCCCACCCAUUCGCGCAGGUCAUAGAUACAGUCACCACCGAUCACCGUAUCCUUGUCAUCGCCGGCGGCCUGGACGGCGUCUCCUGCUGGGGGGAUAUCAUCGCCAAUGCCUCAAAAGUAAAGGGCAUUCGCGGGACGAUCAUUGACGGUGUGUGUCGGGAUGUCGAUGGCAGCCGUGACGCCGGGUAUCCUAUUUACGGCCGAGAUGUGACGAUGAUCAGCGGGCGUAAAAGAAUGGUACAGGUCGGGGCUGGCACGGCGGUACGGGUGCGCGGCAUCACUGUCCGCCAGGAUGACUAUGUGAUUGCUGAUAACUGUGGGACGGUGUUCAUCCCAGCGGAGUAUAUUAACACUGUUGUGGACCUGGCCGAGAAGAUCACCCAUCGUGAGAACCUUAUGAUCGAGGACGUGAGAGCCGGGGUGCCCGUCUCGGAUGUCAUGCACGAUGCCAGAUUCCAAGCUAUUGGUGAAGAGAUCACGUCGGCGGCUGCCGCUGCAGGAGUGAAGUCCUUUAUACAAAAUCCUAACAAGGCCAGCCCUGAGGAUCAAGAGCUGGUAGGGCUGUUUGCUGGAUUGGACGCGCCUGCUGUCUCUGACGCGCUUGACAAGCUCGGGAUCCCUGGCCAGGCGUUUGGUGUUAUGCCUUUGGCUAACUAUAAGAAAGCUACUGUUGGACCAGCCUUUACUGUGCGUUAUGUUCCUGCCAGCGACCCGCCCGGGAGUGUUGGUGAUUUUAUUGAUGAUAUUGCUAUUGGUGAUAUCGUGGUGAUCGAUAAUAAUAGUCGUGCGGACUGCACUGUUUGGGGCGAUAUAAUGACCCAGUAUGCUGGAAUACGGGGAAUUACUGGAACAGUUAUAGAUGGUGUUUGCCGUGAUGUGAAUCUUGCUAUUGAGGAUCAGUACCCGAUCUUCAGUACCGGUCACUGGAUGCGGACCGGCAAGGAUCGGGUACAGGUUGGAGGCGUCAAUGAGGUAGUGGGAAUUGGGAGAGUGCGUGUCAAGCCCCGGGAUAUAGUUGUGGCUGAUGCAAACGGGGUUGUCAUAGUUCCUCGUGAUCGAGUGCGUGAAGUGGUGCAAGUUGCACGAAACAUCGAGCACAGCGAAGCCCAAAUCAGGCAUCUGGUAACCGGCGGGGCGACACUCGCGCAGGCUCGAAGGGAGCUUGGUUACCACACGCUCCAGCGGAGAGCAUAG
Molecule: messenger RNA, 1599 nt
Organism: Aspergillus puulaauensis
Lineage: Eukaryota; Fungi; Ascomycota; Eurotiomycetes; Eurotiales; Aspergillaceae
Product: RraA family protein
Exons: 1
Coding region: 1-1599 (532 amino acids)
Source: RefSeq, a predicted model, not a curated record